Ziziphus jujuba (common jujube) is the source of this 1819-nucleotide messenger RNA. RefSeq names its product beta-D-glucosyl crocetin beta-1,6-glucosyltransferase-like. Gene Ontology annotation, molecular function: UDP-glycosyltransferase activity. NCBI's taxonomy places the organism in Eukaryota, Viridiplantae, Streptophyta, Magnoliopsida, Rosales, Rhamnaceae. The record is from RefSeq and is a predicted model, not a curated record. The transcript has a single exon. Bases 99 to 1484 code for a protein of 461 amino acids.
GGUACUUUCUAUGUGCAUAGCCGCCCACCACUGCCUUCUUUAUAGAUUGCAUAGAAAAAGGAGAGCUAGCUAGAAUAUCAGACAUAAAGAGAGUAGUCAUGGUGGACUUGUCCCAUAGGAGUUUGAAUGUUCUAAUGCUUCCAUGGUUAGCUCAUGGCCAUAUAUUACCAUAUCUAGAGCUAGCCAAGAAGCUCACUCGCAGAAACUUCCACAUCUAUUUCUGUUCCACCCCUGUAAAUCUCAAUUCCAUUAAACCUAAUCUUUCCUCUGCAGAUUCAAGCAGCUACUCCAAUUCUAUACAACUAGUUGAGCUACAUCUUCCUUCAUUUCCUGAGCUUCCUCCUCGUUACCACACAACCAAAGGGCUUCCACCACAUCUCAUGCCCUUACUUGAAAAAGCCUCUAACAUGUCUAGGCCUAAUAUCACAAAUAUCAUUCGAACCCUUAAGCCUGAUCUGAUUAUUUAUGAUUACCAUUUGCGUAAUUGGGUACCAAGAUUAGCUUUUUCUCUUAAAAUUCCUGCCAUUACCUUCCUUACUAAUGGGGCGGCUCUGAUCACUUUUUUGUAUCAUUAUAUGAAGAAGAAAGAUGAAGAAUUCCCAUUUUCUGAACUAUGUAAAGAUGAUUUGAAAGAAAAAUUUGUCCAAAUGGAUUUAACAUCAUCUUCAAACAAUCCGUCCGAGCAACACGAAAAAGGUGAUGGUCAUCAUGAAGAUGUCGAAUGGAAAGGACCGUUUUCUAGUAUGGUUUUGUUGAAGUCUUUUAGAGAUCUUGAAGGGAAAUAUAUGGAUUAUCUCUAUGCUUCUUUUGGCAUAAAGAUGAUCCCAGUUGGUCCUCUUGUUCCUGACCUAGUCAACAACGAUGACAACGAGGGCACGGACAUCAUCAACUGGCUAGACAAGAAAGAGAAGUGGUCGACCGUGUUCGUUUCGUUUGGAAGUGAGUGUUAUUUGUCAAAGGAAGAUAUGGAAGAGAUGGCUCAUGGCCUAGAGCUUAGCAAGGUGAAUUUUAUAUGGGUUAUUAGAUUUCCUGAAGGAGAUAAAGUGAAGCUGGAAGACGCUCUUCCACAUGGGUUUUUAGAAAGGGUAAGAGAAAAAGGAAUGGUUGUUGAAAAUUGGGCACCACAACUAAAGAUUCUAAGCCAUUCAAGCAUUGGGGGUUUUGUGAGUCACUGUGGGUGGAGUUCAGUGAUGGAGAGCAUAAAAUUUGGAGUUCCAAUCAUAGCAAUCCCUAUGCAACUUGAUCAACCAUGGAAUGCUAGAGUUGUAAUUUCUUCCGGUGUUGGUUUAGAGAUUGAGAAGCGCAAAAACAAGAGGCUAAUUGAGAGGGAAAAUGUUGCUAAAGUGAUAAGAGAAGUUAUGGUGGAAAAAACAGGGGAGGAUGUUAGGAGGAAAGUUAUCAAAAUGAGCGACAAUUUGAAAAGACAAGUUGAGGAAGAGAUGGAUAGGGUGGAAAAAGAACUAACGCAAAUUUGUGGAAUUUAAUCCGCAUGCUCUUUCAAGGCCAUUAAAUUUUCUUUCUUUCUUUAGUUUUCUUUCUUUUUCUUUUUUUUACCUUUAAUAAUUGGAUAUGAGAUUUGAACUUAGCCUUAUGAUAAAAAAUAGACUUUAUGAUCAGACAAAAUAUAGGAGAAUUAUAUGUUCAGACAAAAUAUUAUUAAAUAAUCAAACAAGCAAGUUUAUUUUGCCAAACCCACUUGCCUUCGCUGGUGUUGAUUGCUAAAUGUUUUAUGCUGCAGAUUAUAAAUUCUGUUUUUUAAGUCGGGAAAUGUUUCACAUUUUUUAUCGGACAAAUAAUGUAAGCUGAAUAAUUGCUUGAA